UAUGUCGUGCGACCUGCAAAGAGCAGUCCCGUUUUCUUGGGCUCCUCUCCCGUCGAUACGUAUUAGCUGCUGGGAUAGCGACAGACACACAUCACUAAAUGGGGUUCUUGUGCGCUCUACGAGCAAUGUCAUAAAACCCAAGCACCAAUAUGCUUAGUUAUCUAUGAUCAGCACACUAGUAGCACGAUGCUCAUUUGACCCCUCGCCUCAUGAAUAAUCAUAACCGGACUGCAUGCACAUCGAGCAUACCGCUCAGCCUGUGAUGUUUGUGUACAGUAUGUGCCACAUGAGCGUGCGCUGAUGAUAGAUGCAGCUUUACGUUGCGCUGUCUUCACACGCUGAUGCUAGCGCAGCCAUCUACUAGUGCUAGACUAUACGCGGCGCUCCGUGACGGUAGGGGAAAUCGGAGGACAAGUGGAGGACUGACUGCAUCCUUAAUGGUCACCUUGGUCACAACAGGAGAAAUGACAUCAACGAUUGUAUCGCAACAGCAUAAGGCUUGACAUCGGUGAUCAUCCACUCGUUCCGGCAAGCCUCGCAUAUUUGUAACUCAAUAAAGUCGGGUAGUCUCUGCUAGGCCUGCUCCAGUAAAACGGUGGAGAUGCUACAGAGUUGGGCAACACUGGGACAUGCAGGGUAGUGAUGCGCCGAUGACGGUUUGGGCACUCGGCCGGCAAUAUGAGCGAUUGGGAUGGAGAAUCUGUCGCCGAGUCCGCCCGUUGAACCGCCGUCCCCUUGGGCCGAGAGACGCUUAUCGCAAAUCGCGUGCGAAGCGGGAUCCAAAAAGCAGUCGCCUUCAGAAGCUGGCCCUCGGCCCUCCCGCGGGACGAUUGCACGGGUAGACAGCGUUGAUUCUUUUCAUGUGACCCUCGAUUAUGCUGAGCCCACUUUGUAUGCCAGAGCAAGUCCGGCAAAUCAGUUUGCCAAAGACAGUACUGAACAUCGAUACCAACAACAUCGUCACAGCGCCACCAAUGCAAACGCCCCCAUGGCCAAUGGGGUCAAGCCAAUCAAGCGACUCAAGCAUCCAGCCGACCAGAGUCUGUUACUUCCUCUGAUUGGCACGCUGGUGUUCGUCUUUCUUGCCUUAGCAACAUGCAUUCCAGUGUUAGUGUUUGCCUUCAUUGUCGUUCCUGUGGCGUACGCUGUCCGGAGACUGGUUUCCUGCCGGCGAUGCGCGUGCGUCGGUUGCCCGAAUCUGCUGUCUGCUGUGGACCGCUACUGGUUGUACGAGACCGAAUUGAACCAAGCUGUGAACCAGAGCUUGCUUCAACUGGACGGCAUUCUGGAGGUCACACGCUUACGGGACCUGCUCCUAGCUCGACUGGUAUCCGCCGAGAACAAACGAGGCAGUAAGUUAUACUCUCGAUUUACACAGCGCGUCAUUCCAGCAGGAUGCGGCUACCAGUGGAGCAACGAUGACGAGUUUAACAUCGAUAAUCACAUAAUCAAAGUUACCGAGUCUUUCAGAACUAAGGCAGAUGUUGUUGGCUACAUUUCCAAACUUUCCUCCCUGGCCCUUCGGCGCGACCGGCCCCUGUGGGAGACACACGUUCUCCAACUGGGGCAAGAACAGCCGGACACGCUCUUACUAUUCCGCAUCCACGCGUGCGUGUCGGACGGGGUGAACCUAAACGAGUUACUGCACAAGGCCUUAGCGGAUACCCACACGAAAUCCCCCGUUAACGUGCCACGGAAAACCCGCUUCGGUAGGCGUGCGCUGGCUUUCAAUGCGAUACGAGCCCUGAUAGUGGGACCGCUCGUCGUCAUCCGGCAGAUCUUGUGCGGCAACGAGGAUUUCAGCCUGUUCCGCGAGAGACGAAUGACGGGACAGAAAGAAGUCACGUGGUCCGAUCCCAUCCCCCUUCCGCCCGUCUACCGUGUUAAACUUGUAACCAGGAGCACCAUGAAUGAUGUGGCCAUGUCAGCGGUGACCGGCAGCCUCAGACUGUACCUCCAGGAGUCGGGCGUGGAGAAUCCAAAGAACAUCCACUCCAACAUGGCCGUGGACUUCCGAGGGUCCGACUCACCGCGCGACAUCGGGCCCCUGGGUAACCGCUUCACACUCGCCAACAUCAAGCUGCCGACGAGCACCGAGGGCGCUAUCCCUCGAUUAUGGGACACCAAACGCCGCCUGGAUGAGCUCAAACUCUCGGCAGAGCAUGUGGUGCUUUACGGCAUGACCAAAGCGGUUAUGACCACAUUCCCCGAGUCGGUAGCUCAGGGGAUCCUGACUUCCUUUUUCGGUGAGAGUAGCUGUACCGUAUCCAACUUGGCCCUGGGUGAAGAUAUCUUGUCGAUAGGCGGCAAGCAACUGAAGAUGAUCCUAUUUUGGAUGUCACCAGGUGACGAGGUUCCCAUUAGUGUGUCCAUACUGACAUAUGCUGGUCAGAUGAGGGUAGCCAUACUAGCUGAUAGAGGGAUCGUACCCAACCCACAACUUAUUGCAGACGAGUUCAAAAGACAGAUAGAGACACUAGUCGGCUUACUAGCGCACCGACGAAUACCAGGAGAGUACAGACGUCGUGCAAUGGACGAAGACGAAGAUGAGGAUGAAGACAUUGAUCCUCUGGAAGAGGAAAUACGCACUCCAUCCUCGGCCUCAAGCAGGAAAAUCCGCCCUCUGUCAGCCAACUGUCUCCAACGACCGAGCUCGCGGUCGUCUUCCGUCAUGCGGCCGCUGUCCACGUCGACGGACGCCAACGAGGCUAACGGCACUCUUGAGGGCGCCAUAGGGUCAAACCGCGAAAUAUCUGACCUGGUGGUCGGCGGCAGGGCUCCCGAAAAGAGGGCUGACAGCAGUUGCAGCAUGGAAUGCGUGAGCUUCUCGGCUGAGGUGAGCCAUUCCGAGGGCGAGUUGGCUUUCGACAUUUCGCCCUGCGUUGAAAGGCGCACCUCGGCCGGCCAUCUUGUUUAGAAAAGCACAAUGCACAAAAACCAACCGAAUUAUUUCAAUAUUAUUUAUUCACAUUAUAAUGCAAUGAAAAUUGUGCAAUUUGUAGCUAUGAUAAUUUUAAUGUCUAGGGUAACCUUUUUUUUGUUCUCUAUAGUACUACAUUUUCGGUUUACACGUUAACUAAUUUUCGACUUAAACUUUGUACUGAGUUAAUUGUAUCCAGCUGCUCCUUUAUGUCCCAUCUCUUUGUUACUCUUAGUAAGCGCUACACACAUUUGUAACACAGGUCACCUUAUUGAGUAUGUAUUAUACUUUUCUUCAUUUGGAGCAGUCUGAAUUUUAUAGAGAUAUCACUAAACAAGGAACAUCAGGAGAUUUUAAAUCUGCCAUAACAUUCGUUUUGUUUAGGUGUAUUAGAAAUGAUUAUUACAAAUGAUCAUUGUGAUUCCCAAACCCCAUUCCAUCAAAUUGCAUUGUCUUUAAGGUGUAUUGUUGUUUCCGUGAAACUUUAAAUGUAGCGGUACUGUGCCAAAAUGGAGGAUACAUCGAUUGUAAGGUUGCCAAAUGAUAACGACCAUUUUUUCACUAAUGCCACUAAUGUUGUGCUUUCAAGCCAUAUUUUACAGGUUUUUGGAUUUGAUAACUUUCGUGUAGCGUUGCAUGUUCGAUCGAUUCAACCCCCGGAGCGAAACUGAUUUUACAAUUUUUUGUAUGACGGAUGAGAAAAAAAAUGUAUUCCGUGGAUUGUGUAACACAAUGGCAAAGGUGACCCCAAAAAAUGCAAAGCUGAAACCUUUGCCUUUUUUUUUCUUCAAAAACGUAAUCUGUGAAUUUUUGUUGCUUAAUAUUUAAUUUGACCAAAUAUUUAAAACAACAUGACACAUUGUAUGACAAGAGUACAAAUGAGUUUGAUAGAAAUACAUUUGAUUUUCUACACAGUGGCGCGCCCAAGGGGCGGGGG
Messenger RNA from Patiria miniata (bat star), 3857 nucleotides. RefSeq lists its product as uncharacterized. Gene Ontology annotation, molecular function: diacylglycerol O-acyltransferase activity; long-chain-alcohol O-fatty-acyltransferase activity. Lineage: Eukaryota; Metazoa; Echinodermata; Asteroidea; Valvatida; Asterinidae. The coding region runs from base 692 to 2917 and encodes 741 amino acids. The transcript is spliced from 6 exons. Gene Ontology annotation, biological process: triglyceride biosynthetic process. Gene Ontology annotation, cellular component: plasma membrane. The record is from RefSeq and is a predicted model, not a curated record.